AUGGAGGUUGACCAGCCCAGCGACAGCAAACUCACCACCUUUACGCCUGCGACUCGAAUUGCAGAAUUGAAUGAGAUCGACCGAUCUAUCUCUACCCUUCUGUCUGCGGCCUCCGAUGCUGUUGGCAUUUUAUCGAACUCGCCUAAUUCUGGAAAGCAGGAAACGGCUCUACGCUCAUCGGUCAACGCCCGGGAAGCAUUUUCAGCAGCGGCCGAGUCCUACUUCUCUACCCUUUCCUCGAUCGAAGUCCGACUUCGACGUCAAGUCUAUGCUUUGGAAGAGGCCGACCUAAUCCGAUCCGGGGAUGACAGAGAUACAAGAAGAGGCCGAGCCACGGGUGGAGACAGUAACUUGACCAGAGUGGGCGGUGGUCCUCUCGACCCUAGUUGGCUCAAUGCCCGGGCGAGUGACGCCGUGGAAUUGGGAAUGAAACAAGAGCUUCUGACGCAGGCGAAAGAAUUCAUGAAACAAGCAGAAAGAGAAGAGCGUAACAGUGGCCAGGACACCGUCAACGAAAAAUCCCUCAGUUGA
This is a messenger RNA of Fonsecaea pedrosoi CBS 271.37, 531 nucleotides long. RefSeq lists its product as uncharacterized. The coding region runs from base 1 to 531 and encodes 176 amino acids. Gene Ontology annotation, cellular component: mediator complex. Gene Ontology annotation, molecular function: transcription coregulator activity. The record is from RefSeq and is a predicted model, not a curated record. Lineage: Eukaryota; Fungi; Ascomycota; Eurotiomycetes; Chaetothyriales; Herpotrichiellaceae. Gene Ontology annotation, biological process: regulation of transcription by RNA polymerase II. The transcript has a single exon.